AUGGUGAAGAGGAAGAGCUCCGAGGGCCAGGAGCAAGACGGCGGCCGUGGGAUCCCCUUGCCCAUCCAGACCUUCCUGUGGCGGCAAACCAGUGCAUUUUUGAGGCCUAAAUUGGGAAAGCAGUAUGAAGCCUCUUGUGUGUCCUUUGAACGAGUGUUAGUAGAAAACAAGCUGCAUGGCCUCUCUCCAGCCCUCUCUGAAGCCAUCCAGAGCAUUUCCAGAUGGGAACUGGUACAAGCUGCUUUGCCUCAUGUCCUCCACUGCACUGCAACCCUGCUGUCAAACAGAAACAAGCUAGGACACCAGGAUAAACUGGGUGUUGCUGAGACAAAGCUCCUUCAUACCCUGCAUUGGAUGCUCCUGGAGGCCCCACAGGACUGCAACAGUGAGCGUUUUGGGGGCACAGACCGAGGUUCCAGCUGGGGUGGCAGCAGCAGUGCUUUCAUCCACCAGGUUGAAAACCAGGGUUCUCCAGGGCAACCUUGCCAAAGCACCUCCAAUGAUGAGGAAGAAAACAACCGAAGGAAGAUUUUCCAGAACUCCAUGGCUACUGUGGAGCUCUUUGUGUUUCUGUUUGCUCCUCUGGUACACAGAAUCAAGGAAUCUGACCUCACAUUUCGACUGGCCAGUGGACUUGUUAUAUGGCAGCCCAUGUGGGAACACAGACAGCCUGAAGUCUCCGGCUUCACAGCACUGGUGAAGCCCAUCAGGAAUAUCAUUACAGCUAAGAGAAGCUCUCCUAUCAAUAGUCAAAGUCAGACCUGUGAAUCACCGAAUCAAGACACAAGACACCGAGAGGGACUCCAGGUGGUCUGUGAAACGUUCCAGUCAGAUUCCAUCUCCCCCAAGGCCACCAUUUCAGGCUGCCACCGAGGAAACUCCCUUGAUGGAAGUCUGUCCUCCCAAACUUCCCAGGAAAGAGGACCAUCACACUCCAGGGUCUCUCUUGUGAUACCUCCAUGCCAAAGGUCCCGCUAUGCCACCUACUUUGAUGUCGCUGUUCUUCGCUGCCUACUCCAGCCGCACUGGUCUGAGGAAGGCACUCAGUGGUCUCUGAUGUACUAUCUACAAAGACUGAGACACAUGUUGGAAGAGAAGCCAGAAAAGCCUCCAGAGCCAGAUAUUCCUCUCCUGCCCAGACCCAGGAGUAGCUCCAUGGUGGCAGCAGCUCCCUCACUAGUGAACACACAUAAAACCCAAGAUCUCACCAUGAAGUGCAACGAAGAGGAGAAAUCUCUCAGUCCUGAAGCCUUUUCCAAGGUUUCAUUGACGAAUUUACGCAGGUCUGCCAUCCCAGAUCUUUCUUCAGAUCUUGGCAUGAACAUUUUUAAGAAGUUCAAGAGCCGCAAAGAAGACAGAGAGAGGAAAGGUUCCAUCCCAUUCCACCACACGGGGAAGAGGCGGCCUCGGAGAAUGGGAGUGCCAUUCCUGCUACACGAGGAUCACCUGGAUGUGUCCCCAACUCGUAGCACGUUCUCCUUCGGAAGUUUCUCCGGGCUCGGAGAAGACAGACGAGGCAUGGAAAAAGGAGGCUGGCAAACCACCAUUUUAGGGAAAUUUACCAGGCGGGGCAGUUCCGACGCGGCCACCGAGAUGGAGAGCCUGAGCGCCAGGCACUCCCACUCUCAUCACACGCUGGUGAGUGACCUGCCAGACCACUCCAACAGCCACGGGGAAAACACCGGCAAGGAAGUGCGAUCUCAGAUCUCCACUAUUACAGUUGCAACCUUCAAUACCACGUUGGCAUCGUUCAAUGUCGGCUACGCAGACUUUUUCAGUGAGCACAUGCGGAAGCUCUGCAACCAGGUGCCCAUCCCUGAGAUGCCACACGAACCCCUGGCGUGUGCAAACCUGCCUCGAAGCCUCACAGACUCCUGCAUAAACUACAGCUACUUGGAAGACACAGAACAUAUUGAUGGGACCAAUAACUUUGUCCACAAGAAUGGCAUGCUUGAUCUUUCUGUGGUUCUGAAGGCCGUUUAUCUUGUCCUUAACCAUGACAUCAGUUCUCGCAUAUGCGACGUGGCGCUGAACAUUGUGGAAUGCUUACUUCAGCUUGGUGUGGUGCCCUGUGUAGAGAAGAACAGAAAGAAGAGUGAAAACAAGGAAAAUGGAACCGUAGAAAAAAGGCCAAGUGAGGGAACUUUCCAAUUCAAAGGAAUAUCUGGAAGCUCCACCUGUGGCUUUGGGGGCCCUACAGUGAGUGGAGCUGGAGAUGGUGGAGGAGAUGAAGGAGGAGGUGGUGAUGGAGGAGGUGGAGGAGGUGAUGGAGGAGGAGGUGGAGGAGGUGGAGGUGGCCCCUAUGAGAAGAAUGACAAGAACCAAGAUAAGGAUGAAAGUACACCUGUAAGCAACCAUAGGCUUGCUCUAACCAUGCUCAUCAAAAUCGUCAAAUCCCUGGGAUGUGCCUAUGGUUGUGGAGAAGGACAUCGAGGGCUCUCUGGAGAUCGUCUGAGACACCAGGUAUUCCGGGAGAAUGCCCAGAACUGCCUCACUAAGUUAUACAAGCUAGAUAAGAUGCAGUUCCGACAAACCAUGAGGGAUUAUGUGAACAAGGACUCUCUCAAUAACGUAGUGGACUUCUUGCAUGCUUUGCUAGGAUUUUGUAUGGAGCCGGUCACUGACAACAAGGCUGGGUUCGGAAAUAACUUCACCACGGUGGACAACAAAUCCACAGCCCAAAAUGUGGAAGGCAUUGUCGUCAGCGCAAUGUUUAAAUCCCUCAUCACACGCUGUGCUUCAACUACUCAUGAACUACACAGCCCUGAGAAUCUGGGGCUGUAUUGUGACAUCCGUCAGCUGGUCCAGUUUAUCAAGGAGGCCCAUGGGAAUGUCUUCAGGAGAGUGGCCCUCAGCGCUUUGCUUGACAGUGCUGAGAAGUUGGCACCAGGGAAAAAGGUGGAGGAAAAUGAACCGGAAUCUAAGCCUGGAAGAGGAAAAAGGUCAGAGGCGGGAAGCGUGGUGGAUAAAGGCCAGGUGACUGCCGCACCUGAGGAAUGCCGCAGCUUCAUGUCCGGCCGCCCCUCACAGACUCCAGAGCACGAUGAACAAAUGCAAGGGGGAAACCUGGGGCGAAAAGAUUUCUGGCGCAAGAUGUUCAAAUCCCAGAGUGCGGCAAGUGACACCAGCAGCCAGUCUGAGCAAGACACUUCAGAAUGCACCACUGCCCAUUCAGGGACCACCUCUGACAGGCGCGCCCGCUCUCGGUCCCGCAGGAUUUCACUCCGGAAGAAGCUUAAACUUCCCAUAGGUAAAAGAAACUGGCUGAAACGCUCCUCCCUCUCGGGCUUGGCAGAUGGAGUGGAAGACCUCCUGGACAUCAGUUCUGUGGACCGCCUGUCUUUCAUCAGGCAAAGCUCCAAGGUCAAAUUCACCAGUGCCGUGAAGCUUUCUGAAGGUGGGCCAGGGAGUGGAAUGGAAAAUGGAAGAGAUGAAGAAGAAAAUUUCUUCAAGCGUCUUGGUUGCCACAGUUUCGAUGACCAUCUGCCUUCCAACCAAGAUGGCGGAAAAAGCAAAAACGUGGUGAAUCUUGGAGCAAUCCGGCAAGGCAUGAAGCGCUUUCAGUUUCUGUUGAAUUGCUGUGAACCAGGGACAAUUCCUGAUGCGUCGAUCUUGGCAGCUGCCUUGGAUCUCGAAGCGCCGGUGGUGGCCAGAGCAGCAUUGUUCCUGGAAUGUGCCCGAUUUGUGCACCGCUGCAACCGUGGCAACUGGCCAGAGUGGAUGAAAGGGCAUCACGUGAACAUCACUAAGAAAGGCCUUUCCAGGGGACGGUCCCCCAUCGUGGGCAACAAGCGGAACCAGAAGCUGCAAUGGAAUGCUGCCAAACUCUUCUACCAGUGGGGAGACGCAAUCGGCGUCCGGUUGAAUGAGCUGUGUCAUGGGGAAAGUGAGAGUCCAGCCAACCUGCUGGGUCUCAUUUAUGAUGAGGAGACCAAGAGGAGACUGAGAAAGGAGGAUGAGGAAGAAGACUUUUUAGAUGACAGUACUGUGAACCCCUCUAAAUGUGGCUGCCCCUUUGCCUUGAAGAUGGCAGCCUGCCAGCUUCUCCUGGAGAUUACCACCUUCCUACGAGAGACCUUUUCAUGUCUGCCCAGACCACGCACUGAGCCUCUGAUGGACUUGGAGAGCUGCAGACUUCGUUUGGACCCUGAAUUGGACCGGCACAGAUAUGAAAGGAAGAUCAGCUUUGCUGGUGUCCUGGAUGAAAAUGAAGACUCAAAAGAUUCCCUUCACAGUAGUAGCCACACCCUCAAAUCAGAUGCAGGUGUUGAAGAGAAGAAAGUUCCCAGCAGGAAGAUCAGGAUAGGAGGUUCCCGCCUGCUCCAGAUUAAAGGAACCCGCAGUUUCCAGGUGAAGAAGGGGGGUUCCUUGUCCAGCAUUCGCCGGGUCGGCAGCUUAAAGAGCAGCAAGUUAUCACGGCAGGACUCAGAGUCUGAGGCUGAGGAGCUGCAGCCGUCCCAGAGCAGGGACACUGUCACUGACCUAGAAGGGAGUCCUUGGAGUGCAAGUGAGCCCAGCAUUGAGCCCGAGGGCAUGAGUGCAGCCGGCGUGGAGGAAAAUUACCACAGGAACAUGUCAUGGCUUCAUGUCAUGAUCUUGCUUUGCAACCAGCAGAGCUUCAUCUGCAGCCACAUCGACUACUGCCAACCUCACUGCUAUCUGCACCACAGCCGCUCCUGCGCCCGGCUGGUCAGGGCCAUUAAGCUGCUCUACGGAGACACUGUGGACUCCCUCCGUGAGAGCAGCAGCUUCAGCAACGUGGCUCUCCGGGGCAAGAAGCAGAAAGAGUGCUCAGAUAAAUCAUGCCUGAGGACACCUUCUCUGAAGAAGAGAGUUUCAGAUGCCAGCCUGGAGGGGAAGAAAGACUCUGGAAUGCUGAAAUACAUUAGACUACAGGUGAUGAGCCUGUCGCCUGCUCCCUUAUCUCUACUGAUCAAGGCCGCACCAGUUCUGACAGAGGAGAUGUAUGGAGAUAUCCAGCCGGCUGCCUGGGAACUCCUGCUCAGCAUGGAUGAGCAUAUGGCGGGGGCAGCAGCGGCCAUGUUCCUGUUGUGUGCGGUCAAAGUCCCCGAGGCUGUGUCCGAUAUGCUGACGUCAGAGUUUCACCAUCCAGAGACUGUGCAGAGACUGAACGCCGUCCUAAAGUUCCACACGCUCUGGAGGUUUCGCUAUCAGGUCUGGCCCCGAAUGGAAGAGGGAGCCCAGCAGAUUUUUAAGAUCCCACCUCCCAGUAUAAAUUUCACCCUGCCAUCACCCGUGCUCGGAAUGCCAUCCGUCCCGAUGUUUGACCCUCCCUGGGUCCCUCAGUGCAGCGGGAGUGUCCAGGACCCCAUUAAUGAAGACCAGUCUAAAUCCUUUUCAGCCCGGGCUGUGUCCCGCUCCCAUCAAAGGGCAGAACACAUCUUAAAGAACUUGCAACAGGAGGAAGAGAAGAAGCGUCUUGGUCGAGAAGCCAGCCUCAUCACCGCCAUCCCUAUCACCCAGGAGGCUUGCUACGAGCCCACCUGCACGCCCAACUCAGAGCCAGAGGAAGAAGUAGAAGAAGUCACCAAUCUGGCCUCUCGUCGACUGUCUGUGAGUCCGUCCUGUACCUCCAGCACUUCCCACAGGAAUUACUCCUUCCGCCGAGGAUCGGUCUGGUCAGUGCGUUCAGCCGUCAGUGCUGAAGAUGAGGAACACACCACCGAACACACGCCCAACCACCACGUGCCUCAGCCCCCGCAGGCUGUGUUCCCAGCAUGCAUCUGUGCAGCCGUGCUCCCCAUUGUCCAUCUGAUGGAGGACGGUGAGGUGCGAGAAGAUGGAGUGGCAGUGAGUGCUGUGGCCCAGCAAGUCUUAUGGAAUUGUCUAAUUGAAGAUCCAUCAACAGUUCUUCGACAUUUUCUGGAAAAACUGACCAUCAGCAAUAGACAAGAUGAGUUAAUGUACAUGCUGCGCAAACUACUACUGAACAUCGGAGACUUUCCUGCUCAGACCUCUCACAUCCUGUUCAACUACUUGGUGGGAUUAAUCAUGUACUUUGUGCGGACCCCCUGCGAGUGGGGGAUGGACGCCAUUUCGGCCACUCUGACUUUCCUGUGGGAGGUGGUCGGUUAUGUGGAAGGCCUGUUCUUCAAGGAUCUGAAGCAGACAAUGAAGAAGGAGCAGUGUGAGGUGAAGCUCUUGGUGACCGCUUCAAUGCCAGGUACCAAAACCUUGGUAGUUCAUGGACAGAAUGAGUGUGACAUCCCAACCCAGUUGCCAGUCCAUGAAGACACUCAGUUUGAAGCCCUGUUAAAGGAGUGUCUGGAGUUUUUUAAUAUCCCAGAAUCACAGUCAACACAUUACUUUCUCAUGGAUAAACGGUGGAACCUUAUCCACUACAAUAAGACCUACGUUCGGGAUAUUUACCCAUUCAGGAGAUCCGUGUCUCCACAGCUGAACCUUGUACACAUGCAUCCAGAGAAAGGACAGGAGCUCAUUCAGAAACAGGUGUUCACUCGGAAGCUGGAGGAAGUGGGGCGGGUUUUGUUUCUCAUCUCCCUCACCCAGAAGAUCCCCACAGCCCACAAGCAGUCCCACGUCUCCAUGCUCCAGGAAGACCUCCUCCGACUGCCCUCAUUCCCUCGAAGUGCUAUUGAUGCGGAGUUUUCACUCUUCAGUGAUCCUCAAGCUGGAAAGGAACUCUUUGGCCUUGACACUCUUCAGAAAAGCUUGUGGAUCCAGCUCCUGGAGGAGAUGUUCCUGGGCAUGCCUAGUGAGUUCCCCUGGGGAGAUGAAAUCAUGCUUUUCCUCAACGUCUUUAAUGGGGCUCUGAUCCUGCACCCAGAAGACAGUGCCCUGCUCAGGCAGUAUGCGGCCACCGUCAUCAACAGUGCUGUGCACUUCAAUCACCUCUUCUCCCUCAGCGGCUACCAGUGGAUUCUGCCCACCAUGCUGCAGGUGUACUCUGACUAUGAAAGCAACCCUCAGUUGCGCCAAGCCAUUGAGUUUGCCUGCCACCAGUUCUACAUCCUACAUCGCAAGCCCUUUGUGCUCCAGCUGUUUGCAAGUGUGGCCCCUCUGCUGGAGUUCCCUGAUGCUGCCAAUACUGGAUCCAACAAAGGUGUGUCAGCCCAGUGCCUGUUUGACCUGCUGCAGUCCCUGGAGGGAGAGACCACUGACAUCCUGGACAUCUUAGAGCUGGUCAAAGCUGAGAAGCCUCUUAAGUCAUUGGAUUUCUGCUAUGGAAACGAAGAUCUGACCUUCUCUAUAAGCGAAGCCAUUAAGCUCUGUGUUACAGUGGUGGCAUACGCUCCUGAAUCAUUCAGAAGUCUUCAGAUGCUGAUGGUCUUGGAAGCUUUAGUGCCAUGUUACUUACAAAAGCUGAAGAGGCAGACCUCACAGGUGGAGACGGUACCUGCUGCCCGAGAGGAGAUCGCCGCCAUGGCUGCUCUUGCCACUUCCCUUCAGGCCCUUCUGUACAGCGUGGAGGUCCUCACCAGGCCCAUGACAGCCCCCCAGAUGAGCAGGUGUGACCAAGGCCAUAAAGGGGCCACCACAGCCAACCACACCAUGUCCUCUGGGGUGAAUACCAGGUACCAGGAACAAGGCGCCAAACUGCACUUCAUCAGAGAAAACCUGCACUUACUGGAGGAAGGGCAGGGCCUUCCCAGGGAGGAGCUGGAUGAACGGAUCGCUCGGGAGGAGUUCAGGCGGCCUCGGGAGUCUCUGCUGAACAUCUGCACAGAGUUCUACAAGCACUGCGGGCCCAGGCUGAAGAUCUUGCAAAACCUGGCGGGCGAGCCGCGGGUCACGGCCUUGGAGCUGCUGGAUGUGAAGUCUCACAUGAGGUUGGCAGAAAUCGCACACUCCCUUCUGAAGCUGGCCCCAUACGACACCCAGACCAUGGAGAGCCGUGGGCUUCGACGCUACAUCAUGGAGAUGCUCCCCAUCACCGACUGGAGCGCUGAGGCAGUGCGGCCGGCCCUUAUCCUCAUUUUAAAGAGAUUGGAUAGGAUGUUCAACAAAAUUCAUAAGAUGCCUACUUUGAGGCGACAGGUUGAGUGGGAACCUGCCAGCAAUUUGAUUGAAGGGGUUUGUUUGACGCUUCAGAGGCAGCCAAUCAUUUCCUUCCUGCCUCACCUUAGGUCACUGAUCAAUGUCUGUGUCAAUCUGGUGAUGGGAGUGGUAGGACCCUCCAGUGUUGCUGACGGAUUGCCCCUUCUUCAUCUCAGCCCUUAUCUCUCACCACCUCUGCCCUUCAGCACAGCUGUUGUCCGGCUUGUAGCAUUGCAGAUACAGGCUUUAAAAGAAGAUUUCCCCUUAAGCCAUGUGAUCUCCCCAUUCACCAAUCAAGAGCGAAGGGAGGGGAUGCUUUUAAAUCUGCUCAUCCCAUUUGUGCUCACAGUAGGAUCUGGAAGCAAAGACAGCCCAUGGCUGGAACAGCCCGAGGUGCAGCUGCUAUUGCAGACGGUCAUUAACGUUCUCCUCCCUCCACGGAUCAUCAGCACAUCCAGGAGCAAGAAUUUUAUGUUGGAGAGCUCCCCUGCUCACUGCUCCACCCCAGGGGAUGCAAGCAAAGACCUGCGCAAGGAAGGGCUGGCAGAGUCCACCAGCCAAGCAGCAUACUUAGCGCUGAAGGUGAUCCUCGUCUGCUUUGAGAGGCAGCUCGGAAGCCAGUGGUACUGGCUGAGCCUCCAGGUGAAGGAGAUGGCCCUGCGGAAGGUCGGGGGCCUGGCCUUGUGGGACUUCCUGGACUUCAUCGUGCGGACCCGCAUCCCCAUCUUCGUGCUCCUGCGCCCCUUCAUCCAGUGCAAGCUUCUGGCCCAACCAGCAGAGAACCAUGAAGAGCUUUCUGCCCGACAACACAUCGCUGACCAGCUAGAGCGGCGUUUCAUUCCACGCCCUCUGUGUAAGAGCUCCCUCAUUGCUGAGUUCAACAGUGAACUGAAAAUUCUAAAAGAGGCAGUUCACAGUGGAUCGGCUUACCAAGGAAAGACGUCCAUCAGCACCGUGGGCACUUCCACCUCUGCCUACCGCCUGAGCCUGGCCACCAUGUCCCGCUCCAACACUGGUACUGGCACUGUCUGGGAGCAGGACAGUGAGCCAUCCCAGCAGGCUUCCCAGGACACCCUGAGUCGAACUGAUGAGGAGGAUGAGGAAAACGACUCUGUCAGCAUGCCCAGUGUGGUAAGUGAACAGGAAGCUUACCUCCUGAGCACCAUUGGAAGGAGGCGGUUCUCCAGCCACGUCUCCAGCAUGUCUGCACCUCAGGCUGAGGUGGGCAUGUUACCCAGCCAAAGUGAACCUAAUGUCCUCGAUGACUCCCAGGGCCUGGCCGCCGAGGGCAGCCUCUCUAGGGUGGCGAGUGUGCAGAGUGAGCCUGGCCAACAGAACCUUCUUGUUCAGCAGCCGCUGGGGAGGAAGAGGGGCCUGCGGCAGCUAAGGCGUCCUCUGCUAUCGCGUCAGAAGACUCAGACUGAACCCAGAAACCGCCAUGGGGCUCGGCUGUCAACCACCCGCAGGAGCAUUCAACCUAAGACAAAGCCAUCCGCGGACCAAAAACGAUCUGUGACCUUCAUCGAGGCUCAGCCAGAGCCAGCAGGUGCCCCAAUAGACACACUUCCUGCCACAGGCCAGCCACAGGGCUGCAGCCCAGCCCCAUCCAGGAAACUGGAAGGAAUGGACAAGCCAGUGCUCACGUCUUCUCCUGCCAUUGUUGUUGCUGAUCUUCACAGCCUGUCUCCCAAGCAGGGUGAGACCCCGCCACCUGAAGGAGGAGGAAGAAAGGAGGACACAGAAGUACCAGGUGCUACGGCACACAGCCCCCUCUCUACGCAGCUCUCAGACCCUGAUGACUUCACGGGCCUUGAGACAUCCAUCCUCCUACAGCACGGAGACACUGUUCUUCAUAUCAGUGAGGAAAAUGGCAUGGAGAACCCGCUGCUGGCCAGCCAGUUCCCUUUUACUCCCACGGAGCGGGGGGAAACAGAUGUAGACCUAGAUGAGUCUCAUGUUUAG
Messenger RNA from Rangifer tarandus platyrhynchus (Svalbard reindeer), 9981 nucleotides. Lineage: Eukaryota; Metazoa; Chordata; Mammalia; Artiodactyla; Cervidae. The record is from the annotation of a GenBank genome assembly.